ACAAUGGAAUUCUAUACAACAGAUUGGUUUUGCGGAAAUCGGUAAAAUGAUUCCAUUCAUUGAUUCAAGAUAUACAAUGUCUUCUAUAAGUUUACAAAUGGCGAUCACACCCUUGGACUUAUGUGCAACUGCAGUUGGUGAAUAAAUACAAUAGAAACACACGUUUGAUUACUUGAUUACAAUGCUUCUCCUUACGUCAAAUAUCUCUAACAAUCACUCUUGAGCAGUCUCUGCCAUGCUAUACCAAUUCUGUAGGGUAUUCCAUAUCUCUACAGCCCAACCGAAUGCUAUUUAGAGAUUUCACAGAUAGCUUUCUACUGCGAAGGCUUUCAGAAAACUGAAGGAAAAUGCUUAGACUUGUUACCAAAGCGCACAGUUCAUGGUCUGCAACAUCAUAAAUUUCACAGCUCCAAUUGAGUAUCCUAUCACUCUUGACUCUUCUAAAACCACCAUCCAAGACCGCUCUGAUAUCCCCUCAAAGACAGAAUGGUUGUAGCUCUCAAUGAGAAAAAAGGAUGCUCAGGUACUUCUUGGCGACAUGGGAACUGGAAAAACAAGUUUGGUACUGAGAUUUGUCAAAGGCCAAUUUUUCGAUUUUCAGGUGCAGCAUUCUUCUCUCAAACGAUAUCUUUAAAUGAAGCCACUGUGAAAUUUGAUAUAUGGGACACGGCAGGACAAGAAAGAUAUCAUAGCUUGGCUCCCAUGUAUUAUCGUGGCGCAGCUGCAGCUGUUGUUGUUUAUGAUAUUACAAGCAUGGACUCAUUUCUUCGUGCUCAAAAAUGGGUUCAAGAGCUUCAAAGACAAGGAAAUCCAACUUUGUUUAUGGUGUUAGUUGCUAAUAAGGUUGACCUUGCAUCCAAGAGAAAGGUGGAAGAAAAGGAUGGGGAGACUUACGCUCGAGAAAAUGGAUUGCUUUACAUGGAAACUUCGGCAAAGACUGCACAAAAUGUGAAUGAGCUCUUCUAUGAAAUUGCAAAACACUUGGCGAAAACUAGCCCCUCUCAUCCUACUGGGAUGAAGCUACACAACAAUACUGAGGACAAGGGAAGAAGAAUAUUUUGUUGCUCAGCAUGAAAGCACAAUCACUUUUAAAACACAACUAUAAAUCAAAGAGAAAUAAAUUUGGUUGUACAUAAUUGAAAAUUGUGCAGAAUUUGUUCCCUUUUUUUACUGUGUUACAUUGAUAUUCUAGGCUCGAAAUCUGUUUUC
This is a messenger RNA of Amborella trichopoda, 1209 nucleotides long. RefSeq names its product ras-related protein RHN1. The record is from RefSeq and is a predicted model, not a curated record. Gene Ontology annotation, molecular function: GTPase activity; GTP binding. NCBI's taxonomy places the organism in Eukaryota, Viridiplantae, Streptophyta, Magnoliopsida, Amborellales, Amborellaceae.